Engraulis encrasicolus (European anchovy) is the source of this 3030-nucleotide messenger RNA. Its product is annotated as ectodysplasin-A-like. Gene Ontology annotation, cellular component: membrane. Gene Ontology annotation, biological process: immune response; animal organ development. Bases 135 to 1250 code for a protein of 371 amino acids. The transcript has 8 exons. The record is from RefSeq and is a predicted model, not a curated record. Lineage: Eukaryota; Metazoa; Chordata; Actinopteri; Clupeiformes; Engraulidae. Gene Ontology annotation, molecular function: death receptor binding; death receptor agonist activity; tumor necrosis factor receptor binding.
AGAGAGAAGUGGAUUUCGCGCACCGGACUCCGGAGUUGAACUGAGGUACAUCAAUGACUUCUUGUCGAUUGGACCCAGUAGUGCACCUGAUUAUGCCGAGAUAGCACUAUAUCCUACCACCACCACUUUUGUCAAUGAUGGCAUGCGAAGCUCUGAUGGACAACUUCACGGGGAGCGCGUCAGGAGGAGCUCAACAACUGCACCAGGCUUGCACGUGCAAGAAGAGGUGCAACAACUGUAACGUGUUUCUGGGGUUCUUCAUCCUGUCUCUGUCGCUGCACUUCAUCACCCUGUCCUGCUUCCUGGACCUACGGGGUGAGGUGAAGCGGGAGAUUGCGCUCAAGAAACGCGAGGCAGCGUCAGCCGCCAGCGAGGCUCCCCAGAUGAGGUACCACACCGCGGGGUUUGAGGAGGAGGAGGGGGUGCCCCCUGAACCCAGACCGCCCGAGCCACCAGAGGGGAUCGUGGCCAGACGCAGGCAGGUGACUGAAGGGUCCAACAGCAUACUGUGGCGGUCGAAGCGAGGCACGAACCGAAGACAUGACUCAGAAUCCUCCUCCGGUAGACGGAAAGAUAAAGGCAAGAAAGACAGGGAGAGGAAGAGGGAUCGGCCCCGUAGGCCUCCAGGCCCCCCUGGCCCACCGGGCCCCCCUGGUCCUCCAGGUCCUCCAGGGAUUCCGGGUAUUCCAGGGAUCCCAGGUGCCAACCCGCAGGGGCCGCCCGGACCGCCGGGGCCCCCAGGGCCAAAGGGGCCCCCGGGGCCACAGGGUCCCACAGGUGUUGUGGACAAGAACAAAUUAAAAGAAUUCCAGCCUGCUGCAGUUCAUUUGCAGGGCCAGGAGACAACCAUACAAGUCAGAGAAGAUCUUUCAGAGGGCGUCCUGAAGAACUGGAAGAUGAUCUCCGUGCACCACAAGGUCUUCAAGAUGCACUCGCGCUCGGGGGAGCUGGAGGUCCUGGUGGACGGCAUCUACUUCAUUUAUAGUCAGGUAGAAAUUUACUACCUCAACUUCACGGACAUCGCCAGCUAUGAGGUGCUGAUCGACCGCUCGCCGUUCCUGCGCUGCACGUGCAGCAUCGAGACGGGCCAGCGCAAGUUCAACACCUGCUACACGGCCGGCGUGAGCCAGCUGCGGGCGCACCAGCGCAUCUCCAUCCGCAUGGUGUACGAGGACACGCUCAUCAGCAUGACGGACCACACCACCUUCCUGGGCAGCGUGCGGCUCGGGGACUGGCCCACGCCCGCAUGAACUUACGGGGGGCCACAGUAGACACACACACACACACGUUCACGCACAAACACACAUAUGCACGCGCACAGAGGAGGGCACACGCACAUACUCACUCACUUUCACAGACGCUCUCGCUCAUGUACACACAUAUGCACACGCAGACAAACAAAACUGUCAUCCACACAAAGAUGUUCAAUCCCAGUCCCAUUAUGUCUGGUACAUAAUAACCCUUUAAAAUGUCAUGAAGUGGUGAGAACUGUCAGUUUCCCCAAAGCACAAUUUGGUGCUCGUAAAUGUCAUUUUCUCAUCUCAUCUCAUUUUCUCCUCAUUUCCUCAUCACGCCAUAUUCUUGCCAAAUCAGACAAAGGGAAGGAAAGGGAAAUGUGCAAAUUUGAGAGUGAAAACAUAGAAGUCGAAAAUUUGCUGUCAAAUAGUUGAAAGUUCAUCGCUAGCGCAGGACAACACACUUGCAGUUAAGUCGUAAUUUGUACCCCAGAGGGAUUCCUCGGUUUUUAUCCCUGCCUUUGCUAAAUUGCUGGGUGAUGGACAAAAUAAUUAGGUCAAGAUCAUGCACCUCUCUUUUUCUUUUUCUUUCCUUUUUCUUCAUCAAGUAACAUCCCGCUUGCACGCAAUUCACACAGUUCAGUGUAUACAGUAUACCCACACGCAGUUAUGGUGUCAGAACAUCUAACCAACCAUGUGUUGACUGCCUAGCACGUGCGAAUGAAGGAAGCAACCGAGCAUGAACACAAAAUCACACAGGCCAACGCACACACGCACGCACAGGCAAACAGAGGCAAGCACAUAUUGAGGGUGAACGGCAUCCACGCCGACUUAACCAACCGCAUAAUUACUUUGCACUGGGUCAUGGCCAACCAUGCACUGACUGAGCGAUGUUGUACACGCAAACACACACUUGCAGUCACAGCAACAUCAGCUUAACCGCCACUCCAUCAUUCUGUCCCAGCACGCUGACAAGAUGCACAUGCAACUCUGAGCAACCGUGUACACAAAUAUACAGAGGAGCAGAGGAAAACCACAGUCACAUACACACAUGGCACGGAGGGCCAACUGACACCGAGCCCUGGGCAUGGCAGCCAGCGGAGGACAAGACCCGGGGACUACCAAACAUGAAACUUCAUACAGCUGGCACGCCGAACUGUUCCAGAAAAGUGAUCAGUUUAAUCCCGGUCUUGGGACACGCUCCGAUUCACACAAGUGCGCGCAGACCCACGCAGUUCCCAUACACCCUCCACGGCUCAUUUGUAGCCAUCGUCAAACAAGGGUCCUGCCUCAAAUCUGCGAAACCCUGCCAAACAUUACUCCUCUGCUAUUCGACCAAGAAGGACUGUGACGUUCAGGGAAAACUGAGCACGAAGCAUCAACAUUUGUUUUUAAAAAAGAGACACUGCCACGCAAUGUGCCUUUUAAGAGUGUAUUUAAAGGAAUCACUGAUUUAUUUUUUACAGAAGUUAUUAGUUAUCCUUUACACUACACGUUGUAUAUAUAUGUACAUAAAAUAGGAUAUACUUUUUUGCUGUAAAUGAAACCAUGUGACAUUAAAUAAGUCCCCGUUUGUAAUCUAACAGAGUGUUGUAUCCUCAGAAAGGGUGUUGUUGUUUGACUUUGUGCUUUUUGCUCUGAACUCAUCUGUACGGCAGGGGCCAAGUUGGAUGCAUGUACGCCGCUCUGCCACGUCCAAUUAUCUGUCACAGGAAAAAAUAUAUCUCCUCUCAAACGUUUAAAAUAUAGAUCCCAUUUUUUUAUACAAUGUGGUUCUAAUUCUACAAAUUGUGCA